This is a messenger RNA of Phascolarctos cinereus (koala), 27672 nucleotides long. Lineage: Eukaryota; Metazoa; Chordata; Mammalia; Diprotodontia; Phascolarctidae. The record is from RefSeq and is a predicted model, not a curated record.
UCCUUUCGAUAGCAGAGGCUAACUAGGACGUCCAAGCUGAGCCAGCCAAGGAAGGGUGGGAAGGAGAGGGAUUGGAGAGCGACCCUGGCCAGAGACACUGGAGUUUUCCCUUGCCUCUUCUGGACCAAGAGCGCGAGAGGGAGGGUAAUUCAGAGAAGGACUUCUGAAAAGAAAUGACUUAAACUUUGAAAAGGCAGUCUUCUAAUCAGCUGCUGCCCAGGGAUGGAUCCAUUUACGGCCUCUCAGAUCUGAAAAGAAAAGUGUCUAGAUGAGAGUAGCAUAGAAUCUCCAGCUGUCAAGAUUUGUGGUUUCAUGGGAGGAUUCUCUUGCUGGAAGGUGCCUACCACAGAAACAUCAUGGCCACUUCCUCGAGAAUGCUAUCAAGAUCUCCUCGAGACAUUGCCAAUGUGAUGCAAAGACUCCAAGAUGAGCAAGAGAUAGUGCAAAAACGGACUUUUACAAAAUGGAUCAACUCUCAUCUGGCUAAGCGAAAUCCCCCAAUGGUGGUGGAUGAUCUUUUUGAAGACAUGAAAGAUGGGAUUAAACUACUGGCCCUCCUGGAAGUUCUAUCAGGGCAGAAACUGCCAUGUGAGCAAGGACGCCACAUGAAAAGAAUUCACUCGGUGGCAAACAUUGGUACUGCCCUUAAGUUUCUUGAAGGAAGAAGGUCCAUGUACAGAGGAUCACCGAUUAAACUAGUGAACAUAAAUUCCACUGACAUUGCUGAUGGCCGACCUUCUAUUGUCCUUGGCUUGGUUUGGACCAUUAUUCUGUAUUUUCAGAUUGAAGAGUUGACGAGCAACCUUCCACAACUCCAGUCACUGUCCAGUAGUACAUCUUCUAUGGACAGCAUCCUCAGCUCAGAAACUGCCAGCCCACCAAACAAACGGAAGGUGGUGACCAAGGCCCAAGGGAAUGCAAAGAAGGCCCUAUUAAAGUGGGUGCAGUACACAGCAGCAAAGCAGGUUGGGAUUGAAGUAAAAGAUUUCGGACGAAGUUGGAGAAGUGGUGUGGCAUUUCAUUCAGUUAUUCAUGCUAUUCGGCCAGAACUAGUGGAUUUGGAGAAAGUGAAAGGAAGACCUAACAGGGAGAACUUGGAAGAGGCUUUCACCAUUGCUGAAACAGAAUUAGGAAUCCCAAGACUCCUAGAUCCUGAAGAUGUGGAUGUGGACAAACCAGAUGAGAAGUCUAUUAUGACUUAUGUAGCCCAAUUUCUGAAAUAUUAUCCUGAUGUUCAUAACACAGGCACUGAUGAACAAGAAAAUGAUAGGGAAGACAAACUAGUGCCAAGAGAAACAAAAGUUUGGAUAGAACAGUUUGAAAGAGAUAUGACAAGGGCACAAAUGACUGAAGCGAGUUUACAGGACAAAUACCAGUCAUUUAAGCACUUCAGAGUUCAGUAUGAAAUGAAGAGGAAACAAAUUGAACUUUUAAUUCAACCACAACGCAGAGAUGGCAAAUUGUCACUUGAUCAAGCUCUGGUGAAGCAGGCAUGGGACAGAGUGUCCUCUAGGCUCUUUGAUUGGCACAUACAGCUUGAUAAGUCUCUUCCUGCACCACUAGGCACAAUAGGCGCCUGGCUUUAUAGGGCAGAAGUUGCCUUACAGGAGGAAAUAACUAUUCAGCAGGUCCAUGAAGAAACUGCAAACACAAUACAUCGGAAGCUGGAACAGCAUAAGGAUCUACUUAAAAACAUAGAUGGCCACAGAAAGGCAUUCCAUGAGAUCCACCGGACCAGGUCUGUUAAUGGUGUCCCUGUUCCACCUGAACAGUUAGAGGACAUGGCUGAAAGGUUUAAUUUUGUUUCAUCUGCCUCGGAACUCCACCUAAUGAAAAUGGAAUUUCUGGAAUUAAAGUACCGGCUGUUGUCACUGUUAGUCUUAGCAGAGUCGAAGUUAAAAUCAUGGAUUAUCAAAUAUGGAAGAAGGGAGACAGUGGAGCUACUUCUACAGAAUUACAUUUCUUUUAUAGAAAAUAGUAAAUUUUUUGAACAAUAUGAAGUAACGUACCAUAUCUUGAAGGAGGCCGCUGAAAUGUAUGUGAAAGCAGAUGGCUCAGUGGAAGAGGCAGAGAAUGUGAUGAAAUUCAUGAAUGAAACAACUGCUCAAUGGAGGAAUUUGUCUGUGGAAGUGAGAAGUGUCAGGAGCAUGCUAGAAGAAGUCAUUUCUAACUGGGACAGGUACAGCAAUACUGUGGCCAGUCUACAAGCCUGGCUGGAGGAUGCUGAAAAAAUGUUAAACCAAUCAGAGCAUGCCAAAAAGGAUUUUUUCCGAAAUUUACCUCAUUGGAUCCAGCAGCACACAACUAUGAAUGAUGCUGGCAAUUUUCUUAUUGAAACAUGUGACGAGACGGUUUCCCGAGACCUUAAGCAGCAAUUGCUUUUGUUAAAUGGACGUUGGAGAGAACUGUUUAUGGAAGUGAAACAAUAUGCUCGAGCAGAUGAGCUUGACCGAAUGAAAAAAGAAUAUCUAGAUUAUGUUACCACAUUGUCCGUUUUUACCGCUGAAGCCAAUGGAAAACUUUCUGAGCCUUUAGAUGUUUCUUUUCUUAAUGUCAAGAUGUUAUUUCAAGAUUUAGAGGAUAUUAAGCAGAAGAUGCCUGGGAUGGAAGCUCAAUACAAGAUUAUCACAAGGACAGCACAGCUUAUUACAAAAGAGAGUCCCCAAGAAGAAGCCCGCGAAAUCCUUGCAACCAUAUCUGGACUCAAAGAUCAGCUAAACAAGGUCAAAGAAUGUUACCCUGCAUUACUUUAUGAGACUCAACAGCUGCUGAUUCCACUGGAAGAAUUAGAAAAGCAGAUCACACUCUUUUAUGAGGCACUUGAGAGGAUCAAUGAAACUAUGUCACUCCUUGAAAGGGAAGCACAAGCUACCACCCUUUUUAAACAAAAACAUCAGGAGUUGUUAUCUCAUCAAGAAAGUUGCAGGAAGACUUUGACACUAAUUGAGAAAGACAGUCAAAAUGUGCAGAAAUUUGUGGCCUUGAGUAAGGUGUUAAAACACUUUGAUCAGAGCAUGCUGCAAAGGAAGGUUGCUGAGGUUCAUGUUGCUUUUCAGAAUAUGGUAAAGAAAACUGGUGAGUGGAAAAAGCACGUAGAAACAAAUAGCCGUUUGAUGAAGAAAUUUGAGGAGUCCAGAGCAGAACUGGAGAAAGUUCUCCAGAUUGCCCAGGCCAGCAUAAAAGAAAAAGGGGAUCCUGAAGCACUUCUGAAGAAACAUACGGAGUUUUUUAGUCAGCUGGAUCAGAGGGUACUAAAUGCCUUCCUGAAAGCUUGUGAUGAGCUAACUGACAUCCUCCCUGAGCAAGAACAGCAGGGUCUACAGGAAGCUGUUAGAAAACUCCAUAAACAAUGGAAGGAUCUCCAAGGAGAAGCUCCCUAUCACUUACUUCACUUAAAGAUAGACGUGGAGAAAAACAGAUUUCUGGCUUCAGUAGAAGAGUGCAAAUCAGAGCUUGGUCGAGAGAACAAGUUGGUGCUACAGGAAGGCAGUGAAAAGAUCAUUCAAGAGCAUAAGAUUUUCUUCAGCGACAAAGGACCCCAUCAUCUUUGUGAGAAAAGGUUACAACUGAUUGAAGAGCUCAGUCUGAAACUUCCAGUCCGUGACCCUGUUAGGAAUACACCGGAGAACUGUCAAGCCACUCUCAGAGAUCUUAAAGCUAUGAUUGAUAGCACUUAUAAGAAAUUGAUGGAAAACCCAGAUAAAUGGAGAGAUUACAAGACUAGAUUUUCUGAACUCUCAUCUUGGAUAUCUGCAAAAGAGAGAGAGUUGCAACUGAUGAAGCAGGAAGCCAAAGAUACUGCCACAUACGGAAAGUCCAAACUUGCUGCAGAGGAAAUUAGAGAUGAGAUGAACAAACAAGGAGAGAAUCUUGGUUGGUUGAAGGCUAGGCUGAAAACUCUUACUGAAGUUUCUGCUGAGAAAGAAAUCCAGAAGCAAGAUGAUGAACUCACAAAACUCUCGAGUGACUUCAAGGGCCUCAUAACUUUGCUGUCAGAGGUUGAAAAGAUGCUAAGCACUCUUGGGGAUCGUGUCCAGUACAAGGAAAUUGCAAAAAGCUCCCUUGAACAGUUAAUUAACACCUCCAAAGAAGUUCAGGAGCAAGCAGAAAAGAUCUUGGACACUGAAAACUUAAUUGAAGCCCAGCAGUUACUUCUACAUCAUCAGCAAAAGACCAAGAGGAUUCAUGCAAAGAAGAAAGACGUGCAAGAGCAGAUUGCCAGGGCUAAGCAGGAUGAAGGUGGGCUACCUAGCAGAGUCCAAGAGGACCUGAAAAAGCUGGAGGAUACUUUAGAGAACAUGGAGCAGAAUAGGGAAAAGCAGGAGCGCCGCCUACAGGUCACAAUAAGAAAGUGGGAGCGCUUUGAGACAAACAAAGAAACAGUGGUCAGAUACCUUUUUCAAACAGGUUCCAGCCAUGAACGUUUCUUGAGUUUUAGCAGCUUAGAGAGCCUGUCCUCAGAACUGGAUCAGACAAAGGCAUUUUCUAAGCACACAGAAGCCAUUGCAGUUCAGGCUGAGAAUCUUGUGAAGGAAGCGUCAGAGAUACAGCUGGGAUCGAAGACUAAGCAGACUCUUCAGCAACAGGCCAAGUCAGUCAAGGAACAAGUCAAGAAAUUGGAAGACACCCUUGAAGAAGAUAUUAAAACCAUGGAAAUGGUGAAAAACAAGUGGGAGCAUUUUGGCAAUAAUUUUGAGGCCCUCUCCGUCUGGAUUACUGAAAGAGAAAAAGAGUUGGAUGCCUUGGAAACUUCAUCAUCUCCUUGGGACAUGCAAAUCAGCCAAAUUAAGGUUAUUCUCAAGAGAAUAGAAAAUAAUCAAAGUGACAUUCCAAGAUUAGAAGAGGAAACUCAAUCUUUCGCUCAGUUUAUCACCACUGGAGAAUCUGCUCGAAUUAAAGCCAAAUUGACACAAAUAAGGAGACGUUGGGAAGAGCUCAAAGAGCAUGCUCAUUGUCUGGAAGCCACACUCCUGGAAAAUGAAUCUCAGCAACAAAAGUUUGAAGAAAGCCUCAAAAAGGUCCAACAAUCUGUGUUUGAAUUUGAAAAUAAGUUAAAUGAACCAGUUAAAGUAUGUUCUUCAGCUACAGAGACAUACAGAGCUCUCCAAGAACAUAUGGAUCUCUGCCAGUCUUUGGAAACAAUGAGCAGCGCAGUUACCUCUUUGUCAGUGAGUGCCCACAAGGUUAUUAACAAAGAUUCAUCUGUUCAAGAAGCAAUGACUCUCCAGCAAAGACAUGAGAAGAUGAUUAGUAUCACUAAGGAACAGCAAAUGAUGCUAGAAAAUCUAUUGGCUCACUGGCAGAGGUUAGAAAAAGAACUAUCUACCUUUCUGACCUGGUUGGAGCGGUGUGAAGCCGGAGCCACUUCCCCAGAGAGUGGCAUUUCUGCAGACAGAGGCAAACUGGAGAGUGAACUUCAGCUAGUACAGGCACUGCAGAAUGAAGUUGUAUCCCAUGCCUCAUUGUACAGCAAUCUCUUACAGUUGAAAGAAUCUCUCUUCUCGGUGGCUUCUAAAGAUGAUGUGAAAGUGAUUCAGCUACAGCUAGAGCAGCUGGAUGAGAGAUGGAGAGUUUUGCCUCAAAUAAUUAGCAAAAGAAUUAGUUUCCUCCAAUCUGUAGUUACUGAACAUCAGCAAUUUGAUGAACUGCUACUUUCAUUUUCUGUCUGGAUUAAGCAGUUUCUCAGUGAUUUACACUGUACUUCUGAGAUCAGUAUAAUGGACCAUCAAGCUGCUCUAGUUCAACAUAAGGACCACUCAGCAGAAGUAGAGAGCAAGAAGGAAGAAAUUCUUCAGCUAAAGGCUCACUUAGGAAAGUUAUGUUCUUUCAGCAGAGGAGAGGACCACCACACUCUCCAGGGCAGGGCAGAGGAUUGCUUCCAGCUGUUCCAAGAGGCCAGUCAGAUGAUUGAGAGAAGGAAACUUGCAUUGACAGAGUUGACCCAGUUCCUCCAGGCCCAUGCUUCUUUAUCAAGUGUUCUCCAUAGGCUAAGGCAAACUGUGGAAGCUACUAGUAACAUGGAUAAGACACAGUCUGAAUUAUUGGAGAAGGACUUAAAUGAUGCAAUUAUGGAUGCUAAAAAUUUAGACUGCACUGCAAUUAAUCUAGAUGGAAUUCUCACAAAAGCUCAGUAUCACCUGAAAAGUGGCAUGGAGCAGAGAGCUUCCUGUAGGAAAAUGGCAGAUCAACUUGGUUUGGAAUUAGAGAGCAUCCAGAAUCUCCUGGGGACCAAGCAGAGUGAGGCAGAGGCCUUUGAAGCCCUGAGAAAGGCUUUUGUAGAUCACAAGGAAGCCCUCCUGAAGAGUCUUGAAGAUAUUGAAGAAAGGGCUGACAAAGAACGGUUGAAGGAACUCACCCAACAAGCUGUUCAACAAAGGUUGCGAGUUUUUAAUCAGUUAGAAGAUGAGUUGAAUUCUCAUGAGCAUGAAUUGUGGUGGCUGAAGGACAAAGCUAAACAAAUAGCUCAGAAAGAUGUGACUUCUGCACCAGAAUUUGAUGAAGAGAUAAAUCGUCUGGAAGCUACCUGGGAUGACACAAAGAAGCUGAUUCAUGAAAAUCAAGGUCAGUGCUGUGGACUUAUUGAUUUGAUGAGAGAAUAUCAGAAUUUGAAGUCAGUGGUAUAUAAAGUCCUAGAGAAUGCCAGCAAUGUAACUAUGACCAGAUCUACUGUAAAGGAUCAGGAGGACAUUAGAUGGGCCUUAUCUAAGCAUGAAACUGUCAAGACUGAGAUGAAUGGGAAGCAAAAGGAACUGGAUGACUUUACAAGUAAAGGAAAACACUUGAUAUCUGAACUGAAAAGAACUCAAAGCAGUGAUUUCAUUCUGGUGAAAACAGACAUGGAUAGCACUGUGGAUAGAUGGCUAGAUAUUUCAGAGAAAAUUGAGGAGAACAUGGAUAGACUUACCAUAAGCCUGUCUCUUUGGGAAGAUGUGCUUGCAGCUAGAGAUGAAAUUGAUGGCUGGUCAAACAGCUCCAUACCACAGCUGACAGAAAAUAUUAGCAACCUCAGUAGUAGCCUCAAAACAGAAGCAUUCCUUAAGGAAUUUGAGUGUGAAGUUAAAAAUAAAGGACUUAAAUUGGAAGAACUUCAUUCAAAAAUUUUAAAUCUUAAAGGACUGACCAAAAAUCAGGAAACACCUCCAGAUCUUCAGUUUAUAGAAAAAGAUUUAAGGCAAAAACUGGAGCAUGCCAAAGAAGUAACUGAAAUAGCAAAGGGAACCCUGAAAGAUUUUACUGCCCAAAAAAUGCAGUUAGAAAAAUUUAUUCAUGAAGUUGAAACUUGGCUUACAAAAACCGAAGAAUCUUUAUUGAACUGUGCACAAACUCAGAACUGUGAAAGCUUAAAAAAAGUAAAGGAAAUUCAAAAAGAACUUCAAGGUCAGCAGAGUAGCAUCAAUUCUACACAAGAAAAUCUCAACAGCCUAUGUCGCAAGUACCAUUCAGCUGAGCUGGAGACCUUGGGCAGCACAAUCACUCUCCUAAUAAAGAAGCACGAAGCUGUCAGUCAUCUUGGCUCCAGAACACAGGCCAGCCUACAGGAUUUUCUGGAAAAACACUUCACUGAGUCUAUGCAGGCAUUCCAAACAUGGUUUUCUGGUGUGAAGGCAGCAGUGAGAGAAUCAUCAGAUAGAUCUGGGGACAGCAAAGUCAUAGAGGCAAAGCUACAGAAUCUACAGAGCAUUUUGGACUCGAUCAGUGAUGGCCAGAACAAACUUGAUGCAGUGACUCAGGAAGGACAGAAUUUAUAUGCUUACUUAUCUAAACAAAUUGUGAGUAGUAUUGAGGAACAGAUUACAAAAGCUAAUGAAGAAUUUCAAGCAUUCCUGAAAGAUUGCCUUAAAAAUAAACAGGCUCUUCAGGACUGUGCUACAGAACUGGGGAGUUUUGAAGAUCAGCACAAGAAACUCAGUCUGUGGAUUCAUGAAAUGGAGGAAAGAUUAAGCACAGAAAAUUUUGGAGAGUAUAAACAGCAUAUUCCUGAGAAGAAAAAUGAAGUUCAUAAAGUUGAAAUGUUUCUGGGGGAACUGCUAGCUGCAAGAGAAUCCCUUGAUAAGCUUUCUCAGAGAGGGCAGAAUUUAAGUGAAGAAGGACACGGGGUUGGAAAAGAAGUACGUCUGGCUGCACAGCUCCUCACUGGUUAUCAGAACUUACUCAAAAUUACAAAGGAGAAAUUAAGAACUUGCCAAGUAGCUCUGCAGGAACACCAGGCCCUGGAAGAAGCCCUUCAAGGCAUGUGGUCCUGGGUGAAAGAUGUGCAAGACAAGUUGGCUUCCGCAGAAAGCACUGUUGGCAGCAAAGCCAUCUUAGAGAAACGACUCUUACAAAUCCAGGAGAUACUUUUGAUGAAAGGUGAAGGUGAAGUGAAAUUGAAUAUGGCCAUUGGGAAAGGAGAACAGGCCUUGAAAAGUAGCAACAAAGAAGGCCAGAAGGUGAUUCAGACUCAGCUCCACACACUUACAGAUGUGUGGGAUAAUGUCAUGAUCACUGCUGUCCGUGCUCAGAGCUCUUUGGAGUCUGUGAUUACUCUGUGGAAUGAUUAUAUGGAGAGGAAGGUCCAGUUGGAGCAAUGGAUGGAAUCAGUGGAUCACAAAGUGGAACAUCCCUUACAGCCCCAGAUGGGACUGAAGGAGAAAUUUUCCCUCCUGGAUCACUUUCAGUCCAUUGUUUCAGAGGCAGAUGAUCAUGUUGGGGCCUUCCAUCAUGUAAUUGAAAAAUCCAUAGAGCUCUAUGAGAAGACCGAGGAUGAUUCACUUAAUGAAGCUUCUCAGGAGGAACUGAGAACACAGUUUAAUGAUCUCAGCACUGUUGCAAAGGAGAAAAUGAGGAAAGUAGAAGAAAUUGUAAAGGACCAUCUGAUGUACAUGGAUGCAGUUCACGAAUUUACAGAUUGGCUCCAUUCAGCAAAGGAAGAACUUCACCGCUGGUCAGAUGCAUCAGGAGAUUCAUCUGCCACCCAGAAAAAAUUAUCCAAAAUUAAGGAGUUGAUAGAUUCCAGACAGAUUGGUGCAAGCCGCCUAAACAGAGUGGAGUUGCUGGCUCCUGCAGUGAAACAGAGCACAGCUGCCAGUGGGUGUGAACUUAUGGACACAGAGAUGCAGGCCCUUCGCUCUGACUGGAAGCAGUGGGAAGACAGCGUCUUCCAAACACAGGACUGCUUGGAGAAUCUCAUUAGCCAAAUGGCCCUAUCGGAGCAGGAGUUCACAGCCCAAGUGGCCCAGCUGGAGCAGGCCCUGGAGCAUUUCACUACCCUUUUGGAAACCUGGUCUCAGAAAAUAGCUCUCUUGGAAGGGAAGAAUACAGACCAAGAAAUAGUGGAUUGCUGGCACCAAGAAAAAGAAAUAUUGGAUGCACUGGGGAAAGCAGAACCCUUGACUGAUGAGCUCAAAUCUCAGUUAAAUGAUCUGUGUAGAUUUUCUAGAGACCUUAGCACUUACAGCGGAAAGGUUUCUGGUUUAAUUAAAGAAUACAACAGUCUUUGUUUGCAAGUAUCUAAGGACUGUCAGAAUAAAGAGCAGAUUUUACAGCAACGGUUCCAAAAAGCUUUCAGGGAUUUCCAACAAUGGCUAGUCAAUGCCAAAAUCACUACAGCCAAAUGUUUUGAAGUUCCUCAAAAUAUUACUGAAGUAUCAACAAGUCUGCAGAAAAUACAGGAAUUUUUAUCAGAAAGUGAAAAUGGGCAGCACAAGCUAAACAUGGUUAUAUCGAAAGGAGAACUUCUGAAUCCUCUUAUCACAAAAGAGAAGGCUAAAUCUGUCCACGACAAAGUUGUCACUGCAAAAGAGGACUGGAAAGGCUUUUACUCCAACCUCUGUCAAAAGGAGUCUGCCCUAGAGAACCUGAAGAUCCAAAUGAAGGACUUUGAAGUGAGUGCAGAGCCGGUGCAGAACUGGCUGAACAAAACUGAGAAGAUGGUACGAGAAAGCAGCAGUCGACUCCAUGAUCUGCCCGCGAAGAGGAGAGAGCAGCAGAAGCUUCAGUCUGUCCUUGAGGAAAUAAACUGCCAUGAGCCUCAGCUCACCAGGCUCAAAGAAAAAGCUCAGCAGCUGUGGGGAGAACAAGCUGCCAGCAAAAACUUUACGCACAGAGUGUCUCAGCUGUCUUCUCAGUACCUAGCACUGAGCAAUUUAACAAAGGAGAAAGUUUCACGGUUGGACAGGAUCGUAGCUGAGCACAACCAGUUCUCCCUCAGUGUUAAAGAGCUACAAGAUUGGAUGGCAGAUGCAGUUCAUAUGCUGGAAUCCUAUUGUCAGCCAACUUCGGACAAAAGUGUCCUGGAUAGCAGAAUGCUAAAGCUGGAGGCACUACUUUCUGUGAAGCAGGAAAAAGAGAUUCAAAUGAAAAUGAUACUGACCAGAGGAGAAUGUGUUCUACAAAAUACCUCUCCAGAAGGUGUUCCUGCUAUUCAGCAACAAUUACAGACUGUCAAAGACAUGUGGUCUUCUCUUUUGUCCACUGCCAUCCGUUGUAAAAGUCAAUUGGAAGGAGCUCUGUCUAAAUGGACAAGUUAUCAAGAUGAUGUUCGACAGUUUUCCAACUGGAUGGACAAUGUAGAAGCUAGUAUAAAUGAAUGUGAAAGGCAGUGGGCAGAACUUCGAGAUAAAACUAUGGCCCUUGGGAAAGCAAAGUUAUUGAAUGAAGAAGUACUGAGUCACAGCAGCUUGCUAGAGACGAUUGAGGUAAAGGGUGCCGGAAUGACUGAACACUAUGUGACACAGUUAGAACGUCAGGAUCUCCAAGAACGGUACAAAGCAAUUGAAGACAGGACCAAGGAAGCAGUAGCCAAGUGUGAGAGGCUUGUUCGUCUUCACCAAGAAUACCAAAGAGAUCUCAAGGCUUUUGAACUUUGGUUGCAACGAGAACAAGAAAAAUUAGACCACUUUUCACUUCUUGAAGGUGAUGCUAAGACUCAUGAGACAACAUUACAUGACCUACAGGAGUUACAGAUACACUGUGCAGAGGGGCAGGCAUUACUGAAUGCAGUACUUCAUACCAGAGAGGAAGUGAUACCCUGGGGCAUACCACAGGCUGAGGAUCGUGUUUUAGAGUCCUUAAGACAGGACUGGCAGACAUAUCAACAAAAGCUGUCAGAGACUCGAACCCAAAUCAACAAUAUAGUAAACAAGCUGAGGCUGAUGGAGCAAAAGUUUCAACAGGUUGAUGACUGGCUGAAGACUUUGGAAGAGAAAGUUAAUGUCAGCACUGGACGUCAAUCUAACCGAGCAGUAAAGGAGAUGCAGCUACAUCAAAUGAAGAAGUGGCAUGAAGAGAUCGCAACAUACAAAGAUGAAGUUGAGGAAGUUGGAUCUCGAGCUCAGGAGAUAUUGGAAGAGACUCAAGUGAGCAGCAGAACAGGAUACCAAGCAACACAGUUAACCUCUCGAUAUCAGGCCCUUCUUCUUCAUGUACUAGAGCAAAUCAAGUUUCUGGAGGAAGAGAUUCAGAGUUUAGAUGAAUCGGAUUUAUCUUUCAGUGCCUACACUGAUUGGUAUGGGUCCACUCAUAAGAACUUCAAGAAUAUAGCUACUGAAACCAACAAAGUGGAUAAAAUCAUGAUGCAGAAGAAAAUGAAGACAUUAGAGUCUUUGCUGAAUGAGGUGGAGAAAGGUCACAGUUUGCUGAAAUCAGCCAGGGAGAAAGGCGAGAAAGCAAUUCAGUACCUGGAGGGUAGUGAAGCUGAAAUACUAAGGAAAGAGAUCAGCGGUCACGUGGAGCGACUGGAAGAGCUGGCCAGCACUGUCAGAAAGGAGCACAGGACCCUGGAGAAAUGUUUACAAUUAGCCAAAGAAUUUACAGAUAAAUAUAAAGUACAGAGUCAAUGGAUAGCUGAAUACCAGGCUGUACUUCACAGUCCCGAAGACCCCAAGAUGGAAUUAUAUGAGAAAAAAGCCCAAUUGUCUAAAUUCAAGUCAAUCCAACAGAUGGUGCUAUCUCAUGAGCCAUCAGUAAAAUCUAUAAAUGAAAAAGGAGAAGCCCUUCUGGAACUGGUACCAGAUGUUACUUUAAAGGAUAAAAUUCAGAAACUUCAAACUGAUUACCAGGACCUUUGCAAUGCAGGGAAGGAGCAUGUGAUGAGCCUGGAGGUAAAAGUGAAAGAACAUGAAGAGUAUAAUAAUGAGCUUCAGGAAGUGGAAAAGUGGCUGUUACAGAUGUCUGGCAGGCUGGUAACACCAGACCUCAUGGAGAUGAGCAGCUUAGAAACAAUCACCCAGCAGCUGGCCAGCCACAAGGCUAUGAUGGAAGAGAUUGCAGGGUUUGAAGACCGUUUGAACGAUCUGAAAACUAAAGGGGAUCAUCUGAUCAGUCAUUGUGCAGACCAGCUUCAAGCCAAGCUUAAACAAAAUGUACAAGCUCAUUUACAGGGCACAAAGGAUAGUUACUCUGCUAUCUGCAGUACUGCACAAAGGGUUUACCAGAGCUUGGAACAUGAGCUUCAGAAAUAUGUCAGCAGGCAAGAUACCUUGCAGCAAUGCCAGGCAUGGCUUGGUGCAGUUCAACCAGAUUUAAAGCCAAGCCCUCAUCCACCUUUGAGCAGAGCAGAGACAGUUAAGCAGGUGAAACAUUUCAGAGCUCUUCAGGAGCAAGCCAGAACCUACUUAGACCUUCUGUGUUCAAUGUGUGAUUUGUCCAACUCAUCAGUGAAGACUACAGCAAAGGACAUCCAACAGACAAAGCAAACGAUUGAACAGAAGAUAACAAACUCACAGAGUUUAACUCAGGGCUGGGAAGAGAUUAAACAGAUGAAGGCAGAGCUUUGGAUCUAUUUCCAGGAUGCAGAUCAACAGCUGCAGAAUAUGAAAAGGAGGCAGGCUGAAUUGGAGCUAAAUAUUGCACAAAACAUGGUUUCCCAAGUAAAGGAAUUUGUUAAGAAGCUCCAAUCCAAACAAGCAGCCAUAACAGCUGUAACUGAAAAGGUGAAUAAGCUAACACAAGGACAAGAGUCUCCUGAACACAAGGAAAUAAAUCAUUUAAGUAACCAGUGGAUAGAUCUCUGCCUACAGACCAACAAUCUGCACUUGCAAAGAGAGGAAGAUCUUCAAAGGACAAGAGAUUACCAUGAUCGUAUGAAUGUGGUUGAAGUAUUCUUAGAAAAAUUUACCAAAGAGUGGGACAAGUUGGCCAGAUCAGAUGCUGAGAGUACAACUGUGCACCUUGAGUCAUUGAAAAAGUUAACAUUGGCAUUGAAAGAAAAAAAGCACAUUAUUGAAGACUUGAAAGACCAGAAACAGAAAAUGAUAGAUCACUUGAAUUUAGAUGACAAAGAGUUAGUCAAAGAACAGACAAGUCACUUUGAACAGCGCUGGUUUCAGCUUGAAGACCUUGUUAAGAGGAAAAUCCAAUUGUCAGUCACAACUUUAGAGGAGCUAAAUUUGGUACAGUCCAGAUUUCAGGAACUAACAGAGUGGGCUGAAGAACAGCAGCCUGGAAUAGUUGAAGCACUCAAGCAGAGCCCUCCCCCUGAUCUAGCUCAAAAUUUGCUCAUGGAUCACCUUGCCAUCUGCAGUGAACUGGAGUCCAAACAGAUGAUCUUAAAAUCACUCAUUAAGGAUGCUGACAGAGUGAUGGUUGAUUUAGGCCUCAAUGAAAGACAACUAAUCCAGAAGGUACUCUCUGAUGCACAAUGCCACGUCAGUUGCCUCAGUGAUUUAGUGGGUCAGAGAAGAAAACACUUAAAUAAGGCAUUAUCUGAGAAGACCCAGUUCUUCAUGGCAGUGUUUCAAGCUAGCAGCCAAAUUCAGCAGCAUGAGAGAAAGAUCAUGUUCCAUGAGCACAUUUGUCUAUUGCCAGAUGAUGUUAGUAAGCAGGUCAAGACUUGUAAGAGUGCCCAAGCCAGCUUAAGAACUUAUCAGCAUGAAGUCACUGGCCUUUGGGCUCAAGGGCGUGAUUUAAUGAAGGAAGCAACAGACCAAGAAAAGAAUGAAGUAUUAAGUAAGCUUCAAGAACUUCAGGGCAUCUAUGACACUGCUUUACAGAAGUGUAGCCAAAGGUUACAAGAACUGGAGAAGAAUUUGGUUUCUAGGAAGCAUUUUAAGGAAGAUUUUGAUAAAACUUGUCAUUGGCUAAAACAAGCAGAUAUCAUUACAUUUCCUGAAAUAAACCUGAUGAGUUUUAACCUUCAUGGCCAGCUGGCAAAAUACCAGUGCCUUCUUGAACAAUCUCUUGAAUUUGAAAACCUUCUGCUAACCCUCCAAAGAACUGGACAAGCAAUCUUGCCAUCACUUAAUGAGAUGGACCAUUCCUACCUCGAUGAAAAGCUGAAUUCUUUGCCCCAACAAUUUAAUGUUGUUGUGGCCCUGGCUAAAGAUAAGUUCUACAAGGUACAAGAAGCUAUCCUUGCUCGGAAAGAAUAUUCCUCCUUGAUUGAAUUGACUUUCCAAUCUCUAAGUGAACUGGAAGACCAGUUUGUAAACAUGAACAAAGUCCCCACGAAUCUGUCAACACAAGAAGCCUCGUCUCUUCAAGAAGCUUGUAGAGUUCUUCUUGGAGAAAUUUUAAGUCUUGGGGCAGCAGUAGAUGAGCUGAACCAAAAGAAGGAAGGUUUUCGUAGCACAGGUCAGCCAUGGCAGCCAGAUGAGAUGCUCAAACUUGUUACUUUGUAUCACAAGCUGAAAAGACAAACAGAACAAAGGGUUAACUUAUUAGAAGACAUGACAAAUGCUUACCAGGAACAUGAAGAAAUGUGCCACCAGCUGGAGAAACAGCUAGAAGCUGUGAAGAAAGAGCAAACCAAAGUUAAUGAGGAAACUCUUCCUGCAGAAGAAAAACUGAAAACAUAUCAUUCACUGGCUGGAAGCCUUCAAGAUUCAGGAAUCCUUCUUAAGAGAGUGACCGGGCACCUUGAAGAUCUUUCUCCAAAUGUUGACCCCAUGGCUUAUGGGAAGGCAAAUCAGCAGGUUAAGGCAUGGCAAGAGGAGCUCACAUUACUGACUUCAGGCAUUAGCGAGACAGUAAUGGAGUGUGAAAAUCGACUGGUUCAAAGCAUAGACUUCCAGACUGAAAUCUGCCGCUCACUUGAUUGGCUAAGACAUGUGAAAGCACAACUUAAUGGAACAAUAUGCUUAGAUACGAAACUUCAGAAUAUUCAAGAGGAAAUCCGAAAGGUUCAGAUUCACCAAGAAGAGGUUCAGUCCAGCCUGAGAAUAAUGAAUGCACUGAGUAGUAAAGAAAAGGAAAAAUUCUUGAAAGCAAAGGAGCUGAUUUCUGCUGACUUAGAAAACACCCUUGCUGAACUCUCUGAACUAGAUGAUGAAGUUCAGGAAGCCAUCCGAACCAGACAGGCCACAUUGACUAAAGUAUAUAAAUUGUGUCAGAAGUAUUAUCAAGUAUUUCAGGCAGCUAAAGACUGGCUUGAGGAUGCUCAAGAAUUGUUACAGCUGGCAGGCAGUGGAUUGGAUGUGGAAGGCUCAGAGGAGAACCUGAGAAGUCACGUGGAAUUUUUCAGUACUGAAAAUGAGUUCCGUAGUCAUCUGGCAGAACUUCAGGGUUUGGUUUCUAAACUGGAACCAUUUAUCAAAACCACUGGAAAGGAAGAACUAUUGCACAAGGUGACUUCCUUGGAAGAAAAAGGCAAGAAAGUCAUUCAGGAAUCCCAAGUCCAAUUAGACCUACUGCAAAGAUGUGCAACUCAAUGGAAGGAUUACCAGAAAUCAAGAGAGGAUGUUAUUGAGCUGAUGAAUGAGGCCGAAAAGAAGUUAUCUGAGUUUUCUGUAUCCAAAGCUUCUUCCAGUUGUGGAGCAGAAGAAAAAUUACUGGAUCACAAGUCACUAAUAUCUCUAGUAAGCUCCUUCCAUGAGAGGAUCAUAGCCCUAGAAGAAAAGGCUUCUCAGUUAGAGAAAAAUGGAAAUGAUGCCAGCAAGGCAACUAUCAGCAGGUCAAUGACUACAGUCUGGCAACGCUGGACACGCAUUCGUGCUGUAGCUCAGGACCAGGAGAAGAUUCUGGAAGAUGCAGUGGAUGAGUGGAAAAGCUUCAAUAGCAAGGUUCAAAAAGCCACUGAAAUGAUAGAUCAGCUACAAGAUAAUUUACCUGGAAGCUCAGCAGAGAAAGCCUCAAAAACAGAGCUCUUGGCACUCCUUGAAUAUCAUGACACAUUUAUUCUUGAGGUGGAACAGCAGCAGGCAGCUCUAGGUGUACUAAAGCAGCAGGCUCUGAACAUGCUACAUGAUGGGGAGGUAGAGUCAUCUACUGAAGAAGAGCUACCUAUCACUCAAGAAAUCACAGCAAUGCAAGAUAGAUGUCUCAACAUGCAGGAGAAAGUGAAAACAAAUGGGAAGUUGGUUAAGCAAGAACUAAAGGAUCGUGAAGUAGUGGAGACCAAGAUUCAUUCAGUAAAGUCUUGGAUUCAGGAAACAAAAGAAUAUUUGGUGAAUCCUACAAUGGAAAUAGAUGCUCAACUUGAGGAACUGAAGGGUCUCAUGACUGAAGCCACCACUCACCACCAGGCCAUUGAGAAAAUGACUGAAGAGCAGAAAAAUAAAUACCUGGGUCUCUAUACCAUAUUACCUUCUGAGCUCUCUCUUCAGUUAGCUGAAAUAACAAUGAACAUAGAAACUAUACGUGAUCAGAUCCAAGCCAAAGAAAAAGAAACCCAGAGAAGCAAAGCAAUGAAUCAGGAAUUCAGCCAAAAAAUUCAGAAGACAGCAAAAGAGCUCACAACUAUUUUGACCAAGCUGAAAGCAAAAACAAAUGAUUUAGCUCAAGCUAAAAUUGAUCAGAAGGCCCUUGGAGAGGAAUUAGAUGGUUGUAAUAUAAAGCUAAUGGAACUAGAUGCAACUGUGCAAGAUUUCACCGAACAGAAUAGCCAACUGGCUAAGCAGCUGGCCAAGAGGAUUGGGAAACUGACUGAGCUUCACCAGCAGACCAUUAGGCAGGCUGAAUACAGGAUCUCCAAACUCAAUCAGGCAACUGCACAUUUAGAAGAAUAUAAUGAGAUGUUGGAAUUCGUAAUGAAAUGGGUAGAGAAAGCUAAGGUCCUGGUACAUGGAAAUAUUGCUUGGACUUCUGCUAGCCAGCUUCGAGACCAAUUCAUUUCAUAUCAGACCAUGCUAGAGGAAUCUGGAGAAAUUCACACUGAUCUGGAGGCCAUGAAAGAAAAGAUAGAAUAUCUCAGCAGCGUUUAUUGUACAGAAGGCAUGUCUCAGCAAGUGUCAGAACUGGGACGAGAGACGGAGGGGUUACGGCAACUUAUCAGAUCACGUUUGCAGAGUCUCCAAGAUGCUGCCAAGGAUAUGAAAAAAUUUGAAGCUGAGCUAAAAAUCCUACAAGCUGCUCUGGAGCAAGCUCAGAAAACUCUUACUUCUCCAGAGUUGGGACGUCUAAGUCUGAAAGAACAGCUUUCUCAUCGACAGCAUCUUCUGUCUGAAAUGGAAUCACUGAAGCCAAAGGCGGAAGCUGUGCAAAUUUGUCAGAGUGCUCUAAGAAUCCCCGAAGAGGUGGUCACUAACCUGCCUAUAUGCCACAUGGCUCUCAGACUCCAAGAGGAAGCCAGCCGUUUACAACACACAGCUAUUCAGCAGUGCAACAUAAUGCAGGAAGCAGUGGUGCAGUAUGAGCAAUAUGAACAAGAAAUGAAGCAUCUACAGCAAUUAAUAGAAGGAGCUCAUAGAGAGAUCCAGGAUAAGCCAGUGGCCACCAGUAAUAUCCAGGAGCUACAAGCCCAGAUUUCUCGUCACGAGGAGCUGGCUCAGAAAAUCAAGGGAUACCAGGAACAGAUUGCCUCUUUGAAUUCUAAGUGCAAGAUGUUAACAAUGAAAGCUAAGCAUGCUACCAUGCUGUUGACAGUGACAGAAGUAGAAGCGCUUUCAGAAGGAAUGGAGGACCUGGACACUGAGCUCCUCCCAACGCAUCCCACACAUCCCUCAGUGGUUAUGAUGACUGCGGGUCGCUGUCACACGCUGCUUUCACCUGUCACUGAGGAAUCUGGGGAGGAGGGAACCAACAGUGAGAUUUCCUCUCCACCUGCCUGUCGCUCUCCUUCACCUGUGGCUAAUACAGAUGCUUCUGUUAACCAGGACAUUGCUUAUUACCAAGCCUUAUCUGCUGAACAGUUGCAGAAUGAUGCUGCCAGAAUUCAAGCCAGCACAUCAUCAACUCAGGAGUUCUAUGACCCAGGGCUAGAGUCAUCUACCAGUGCUAAACUGGACGAUUUGCAGCGUUCAUGGGAAACCCUAAAGAAUGUGAUCAGUGAAAAGCAGCGUACUCUCUAUGAAGCUCUGGAACGCCAGCAGAAAUACCAAGACUCUCUUCAGUCUAUUUCUACAAAGAUGGAGGCUAUUGAGGUGAAACUGAAUGAAAGUCUAGAACCUAGCAAGAGUCCAGAAAGCCAGAUGGCUGAACACCAGGCCUUGAUGGAUGAGAUCCUCAUGCUUCAGGAUGAAAUUAGUGAACUGCAGACGUCUCUAGCAGAAGGGCUAGUGUCAGAGUCUUUGGAAGCAGAUGCCGCUGAACAGCUGGCCUUGCAAUCCACCCUCAUUGUCUUAGCUGAGAGAAUGUCUACAAUCAAGAUGAAAGCUUCAGGAAAACGACAGCUGUUAGAGGAAAAGUUAAAUGAGCAACUUGAAGAACAGAGGCAAGAGCAAGCUCUGAAAAGAUAUUGCUGUGAAGCUGAUGAACUUGACCAUUGGUUAUUGAGUACUAAAGCUACUCUGGACAGUACAUUGGUUUCACCCACAGAACCAAUGGACAUGGAAGAUCAGCUGGUUGACUGUCAGAACAUGUUGGUGGAAAUAGAACAAAAGGUAGUGGCCUUAUCAGAGCUCUCCAUUCACAAUGAAAACCUGCUCAUGGAAGGAAAAGCUCAUACCAAGGAUGAGGCAGAACAGUUGGCAAUCAAGCUGAGAACCCUAAAAGGAAGUCUCCUCGAACUGCAGAGAGUACUACAUGAUAAGCAGAUCAAUAUUCAAGCUACAUCACAAGAGAAGGAGGAGUGUGAAGCUGACUUAACAGCCACCCAGAGCCCAAGUGUCCAGGAAUGGCUGGCACAAGCCCGAACCACAAGAACCCAGCAGCAACAGAGCAGCCUCCAACCACAAAAAGAGCUAGAACAAGAGUUAGCAGAACAGAAAAGCCUUCUUCGAUCAGUAGCAAGUCGUGGAGAAGAAAUUCUAACUCAACAUUCAGCUGGAGAAAGUGCUGGCAUUAGUGAGAAGCCUGAUGAAAUAUCCCAGGAGUUGGCAUUUGAAGGGGAAAAAACCUCAGCAGAAGGCCACAUGCGUAUGAAAUGGGAAAGUCUUCAUCAGGAAUUUAGUACCAAGCAGAGACUGUUGCAGAAUGCUCUGGAGCAGGAACAAGAGCAGAUGCUUUAUAGCAGGCCGAAUAGACUGCUGCCUGGUGUGCCGCUGUACAAAGGGGAAGGACAGACUCAAACAAAAUCCUCAGUUACAUCUUUGUUGGAUGGUUUGAACCAGGCUUUUGAAGAAGUUUCAUCUCAGAGUGGAAGGACAGGGAAGCAAAAUUUUCACUUGGAACAGAAAUUAUAUGAUGGAGUUUCAGCUACCUCUACUUGGCUAGAUGAUGUGGAAGAACAUUUAUUUGUUGCUACAGCCCUUUUACCAGAAGAAACAGAAACAUGUCUCUAUAACCAGGAAACUCUUGCCAAAGAUAUUAAAGAGAUGUCUGAGGAAAUGGACAAGAACAAGAACUUGUUUUCCCAAGCAUUUCCUGAAAAUGGUGAUAAUCGCGAUGUUAUUGAAGACACUUUGGGCUGUCUUUUGGGGAGGCUAUCCUUGUUAGAUUCUGUAGUAAAUCAGCGAUGUCAUCAGAUGAAAGAAAGACUGCAGCAAAUACUAAAUUUUCAGAAUGAUCUCAAACUGCUUUUGACAUCACUAGCAGAUAACAAAUACAUCAUUCUGCAACAACUGGCCAGUGUGGUGGAGAAGCCUGCAGCAGAACAAAUAGAGGCAAUACAGCAGGCUGAAGAUGGUCUGAAGGAAUUAGAUGCAAGUAUCAUUGAAUUAAAGAGACGUGGUGAUAAACUGCUGAUUGACCAGCCCUCUGUGCAAGAACUCUCUAAACUCCAGGACAUGUAUGAUGAAUUGAUGAUGGUCAUUGCUUCCCGGCGCAGUGGGCUAAAUCAGAAUCUAGCCCUUAAGAGUCAGUAUGAACGAGCUCUGCAAGACCUGGCUGACCUCCUGGAAACUGGUCAAGAAAAGAUGGCAGGAGAUCAAAAAAUGAUUGUAUCUUCCAAAGAGGAAGUUCAACAGCUACUUGACAAGCACAAGGAGUAUUUUCAGGGCCUUGAAUCCCAUAUGAUCUUAACUGAAACACUCUCCAGGAAGAUAAUCAGUUUGGCCAUCCCAAAGGAAAACCAGGUCCACAUGGAGUUGAUGGCUCAGGCUUCAACUGUACUAAAGCAGGCUCACAAGAGAGGUGUAGAGCUGGAAUACAUUCUUGAGACCUGGUCCCAUUUGGAGGAUGACUUUCAAGAACUCACCAGACAAUUGGAAGCAGUUGAAAAUAGCAUCCCAAGUGUUGGUUUGGUGGAGGAGAGUGAAGAAAGAUUAAAUGACCGGAUAACGCUGUACCAGCGGCUGAAAUCAAGCUUGUCUGAAUACCAGCCAAAAUUAUACCAGGUACUGGAUGAUGGGAAAAGACUGCUAAUUUCCAUUAGCUGUUCAGAUUUAGAAAGCCAGCUAAAUCACCUUGGAGAACAUUGGCUGAAUAAUACCAGCAAGGUUACUAAAGAACUGCACAGAUUGGAGACAAUAUUGAAACACUGGACAAGAUAUCAGAGUGAAUCUGCUGACCUCAUUCAUUGGUUGCAGUCUGCAAAGGACAGGCUAGAAUUUUGGAAUCAGCAAUCAGUGACAGUUCCACAAGAAUUAGAAAUGGUUCGAGAUCACCUGAAUUCUUUCCUGGAAUUUUCUAAAGAAGUUGAAGCAAAGUCUUCCCAGAAAUCUUCAGUUCUUGCCACAGGAAAUCAGCUCCUUCGACUGAAGAAAGUGGACACAGCAGCACUUCGAUCUGGCCUGUCACAGAUUGACAACCAGUGGACAGAACUGCUGGCACACAUUCCAGUAGUACAAGAAAAGUUGCAUCAGCUACAAAUGGAUAAAUUACCUUCACGUCAUGCUAUUACUGAAGUCAUGAGCUGGAUUUCUCUUAUGGAAAGUGUUAUCCAGGAGGAUGAAGAGAAAAUUAAAAAUUCUGUAGGACACAAAGCAAUAAAUGAAUACCUACAGAAAUAUAAGGGUUUUAAGAUUGACAUAAAUUGUAAACAGUUGACAGUGGAUUUUGUGAAUCAGUCAGUGCUACAAAUCACCAGUCAGGAUGUGGAAAGUAAACGUAGUGAUAAGACAGAUUUUGCUGAGCAGCUUGGAACAAUGAAUAGACACUGGCAAAUAUUGCAAAGUCUAGUAACUGAAAAGAUCCAGAUGCUGGAAGGUUUAUUGGAAUCUUGGACAGAAUUUGAAAAUAAUGUGCAAUGUCUAAAAAUCUGGUUCGAAACCCAAGAAAAGAAACUUAAACAACAGCAUCAAAUUGGAGACCAGGCUUCAGUUCAGAAUGCAAUGAAAGACUGUCAGGAACUGGAAGAUUUAAUUAAAGCCAAAGAAAAAGAAAUAGAAAAAGUAGAACAGAGUGGACUUUCUUUGAUUAAGAACAAGAAGGAUGUUUCUGGUGUCAUCAUGAGUAACCUGCAAGAGCUCAACCAUUACUGGGCAAAUUUAGACCACAGGGUUGGACAGCUAAAGAUACUACUACAGUCAGUGUUUGAUCAAUGGAAUAUGUACAAAGUGGCUUAUGAGGAAAUGAACAGUUACCUAAUGGAAGCCAGGUACUCUCUUUCCCGUUUCCGGUUGCUGACUGGCUCCCUGGAAGCUGUCAAAGUGCAAGUAGAGAACCUUCAGAGUCUACAGGAUGAUCUAGAAAAACAGGAGAGCAGCUUGCAGAAAUUUGGCUCUAUAACCAACCAGCUGUUAAAAGAGUGUCAUCCACCAGUGACAGAAACACUUACCAAUACCUUGAAAGAAGUAAAUAUGAGGUGGAAUAAUUUGCUAGAAGAAAUUGCUGAGCAGUUACACUCCAGUAAGGCCUUGUUUCAGCUGUGGCAAAGAUACAAAGAUUAUUCUAAACAGUGUGCUUCAACAAUUCAGCAGCAGGAGGAUCGAACCAAUGAGUUGCUGAAGGCAGCAAAUAAUAAGGAUAUUGUUGAUGAUGAAGUUGCAACCUGGAUUCAAGAUUGCAACGACCUUCUCAAAGGCCAGAAGACUGUUCAGGAUUCACUGUUUGUGCUCCAAGAGCUGGGAGAGCAACUCAAGCAGCAAGUAGAUACUUCCGCAGCAGCAGCCAUUCAGUCUGACCAGCUGUCUCUGAGUCAACACUUGUCUGCCCUGGAACAGGCUCUUAGCAGACAGCAGAAACUACUGCAGGCUGGCGUUCUCGACUAUGAAACAUUUUCUAAGAGUUUAGAAGGACUGGAAGGCUGGAUUUUAGAAGCUGAAGAAGUGCUAAGAGGACAGGACCCCAAUCAUUCAUCUGACCUCUCAACAAUUCAGGACAGGAUGGAAGAACUGAAAGGACAGAUGUUAAAAUUCAGCAGCAUGGCUCCAGAUUUGGAUCGUCUAAAUGAAUUGGGAUAUAGAUUACCACUAAAUGAUAAGGAAAUCAAAAGGAUGCAGAAUCUGAAUAGACACUGGUCUUUAAUCUCCUCUCAGACCACGGAAAGAUUCAGUAAGUUACAAUCGUUCCUUUUGCAACAUCAAACCUUCUUGGAAAAAUGUGAGACAUGGAUGGAAUUCCUGGUUCAGACGGAACAGAAGUUGGCUGUAGAGAUUUCAGGCAAUUAUCAACGUCUUUUAGAGCAGCAGAGGGCACAUGAGUUGUUUCAAGCAGAGAUGUUCAGUCGUCAACAGAUUUUGCAUUCAAUCAUUAUUGAUGGGCAGCGCCUGCUAGAACAAGGUCAAGUGGAUGACAGGGAUGAAUUCAACCUGAAGCUGACACUUCUUAGUAACCAGUGGCAGGGAGUCAUUCGCAGGGCUCAGCAGAGAAGAGGGAUCAUUGAUAGUCAGAUUCGACAGUGGCAACGCUACCGGGAGAUGUCAGAGAAGCUUCGUAAAUGGUUGGUUGAAGUGUCCUAUCAACCUGUGAGUGGACUGGGAAGUGUCCCUAUGUCAUUACAGCAAGCUAGGACACUGUUUGAUGAAGUACAGGUCAAAGAAAAAGUUCUCCUUAGGCAACAAGGGAGCUACAUUGUGACUGUGGAGGCUGGGAAGCAGUUGCUGCUUUCUGCUGAUAGUGGGGCAGAGGCAGCCCUACAGGCUGAACUCAUGGAAAUCCAGGAGAGAUGGAAAUCGGCUAGCAUCUGCCUUGAAGAACAGAAGAAAAAACUUGACUUUCUGUUGAAAGACUGGGAAAAAUGUGAAAAAGGAAUAGCUGAUUCCCUGGAGAAAUUGAAAGCUUUCAAAAAAAAGCUUACCCAACCAUUGCCAGAUCACCAUGAUGAGCUGCAUGCAGAGCAAAUGCGUUGCAAGGAGUUAGAAAAUGCUGUUGGAGGCUGGACAGAUGACUUGGCACAUCUGGUACUCCUAAAGGAUACUCUCUCAGCAUACAUCAAUGCUGAUGACAUCUCUAUCCUCAAUGAACGCAUAGAGUUGCUACAAAGGCAAUGGGAAGAACUCUGUCACCAGGUAUCUUUACGUCAGCAGCAGGUAAAUGAGAGAUUGAAUGAAUGGGCUAUCUUCAGUGAGAAGAACAAAGAGCUUUGUGAAUGGUUAACUCAAAUGGAAAGCAAAGUUUCUCAAAAUGGUGACAUCCUCAUUGAAGAAAUGAUAGAGAAGCUUAAGAAGGAUUAUCAGGAGGAAAUUGCAGUUGCUGAAGAGAACAAAAUCCAACUACAGCAAAUGGGAGAACGACUUGCAAAAGCUAGCCAUGAAAGCAAAGCAUCAGACAUAGAGUAUAAGCUAGGAAAGGUCAAUGACAGGUGGCAACAUCUCUUGGAUCUGAUCGCAGCCAGGGUGAAAAAGCUCAAGGAGACCCUGGUGGCUGUGCAGCAGCUGGAUAAGAACAUGAGCAGCCUCAGAUCCUGGCUUGCACACAUUGAAUCAGAGCUAGCUAAGCCCAUCGUCUAUGACUCCUGUGACUCUGAGGAGAUACAAAAGAAGCUUAAUGAGCAGCAGGAACUUCAAAGGGACAUAGAGAAACACAGCACUGGUGUUGCAUCAGUACUGAAUCUGUGUGAGGUACUUCUCCAUGACUGUGACGCAUGUGCUACUGAAACAGAAUGUGACUCCAUUCAGCAGGCAACACGGAACCUAGACAGACGAUGGAGAAAUAUCUGUGCAAUGUCUAUGGAAAGAAGACUCAAAAUUGAAGAGACCUGGCGAUUGUGGCAGAAGUUUCUGGAUGACUAUUCACGCUUUGAAGACUGGCUAAAGCUUUCUGAGAAGACUGCUGCCUUCCCCAGCUCUUCUGGGGUGCUGUAUACAGUUGCUAAGGAAGAGCUCAAGAAAUUCGAGGCUUUCCAGCGACAAGUCCAUGAAAGUCUUACUCAACUGGAACUCAUCAAUAAACAGUAUAGACGCUUGGCCCGUGAGAAUCGUACUGACUCUGCUUGUAGCUUGAAACAGAUGGUCCAUGAAGGCAACCAAAGAUGGGACAAUUUACAAAAGCGUGUCACCUCCAUCUUGCGCAGACUCAAGCAUUUCAUUGGCCAACGUGAAGAGUUUGAGACAGCUCGUGAUAGCAUUCUGGUCUGGCUAACAGAGAUGGAUCUGCAGCUCACAAACAUUGAACAUUUUUCAGAAUGUGAUGUUCAAGCCAAAAUAAAACAACUCAGGGCAUUCCAACAGGAAAUUUCACUGAACCACCAUAAAAUUGAGCAGAUAAUUGCCCAAGGAGAACAAUUGAUUGAAAAGAGUGAACCACUGGAUGCAGCUGUCAUUGAAGAAGAACUGGAUGAACUCCGACGUUACUGUCAGGAAGUCUUUGGUCGUGUGGAACGAUACCAUAAGAAAUUGAUUCGCCUUCCUCUGACAGAUGAUGAGCAUGACUUGUCUGACAGAGAGCUGGACCUGGAUGAAUCGGCAGAUCUCUCUGACAUCCAUUGGCAUGACAAGUCUGCAGACAGCGUGCUUUCCCCGCAUCCAUUCUCCAACCUCUCACUUUCACUCCCCCAACCUCUCCGAAGUGAGAGGUCAGGACGAGAUACUCCUGCAAGUGUGGACUCCAUCCCUCUAGAGUGGGAUCAUGACUAUGACCUCAGUCGUGACCUAGAAUCAGCAGUUUCAAGAACUCUAAUAUCCGAGGACGAAGAGGGUCAAGAAGACAAAGAUUUCUACCUCCGGGGAGCUAUUGGUUUAGCAGAUGUAGUGAUCCCAGAAAGCCCUGAGGCCUAUGUAAAACUCACAGAAAAUGCAAUCAGAAAUACCUCUGGUGAGCCAGGAGCCUUAGAAUCACAUAUCCGACAGCUUGAUAAAGCCCUAGAUGCCAGCCGUUUUCAGAUGCAGCAAACAGAAAAUAUCAUCCGUAGCAAAACACCCACCGGACCUGAAUUAGAUGCUACUUAUAAAGGAUAUAUGAAAUUGCUGGGUGAGUGCAGCGGGAGCAUUGAUUCAGUGAGGAGAUUGGGGCGCAAGCUGAAAGAAGAAGAGGAGAAGUUAUCUGGGUUCAUUAACCUGAAUAGCACAGAAACACAAACAUCGGGUGUGAUUGAUCGAUGGGAGCUGAUCCAGGCCCAGGCCCUGAGCAAGGAGCUGCGAAUGAAGCAACAUCUCCAGCAGUGGCAGCAGUUCAACUCUGACCUGAGCAGCAUCUGGGCGUGGCUGGGGGAGACGGAAGAGGAGCUAGAGCAGCUUCAGCGUCUGGAUCUCAGCACUGACAUUCAGACCAUCGAGCUCCGAAUCAAAAAACUAAAGGAGCUUCAGAAAGCAGUUGAUCACCGCAAAGCCAUCAUCCUUUCCAUAAAUUUGUGCAGCUCAGAAUUCACACAGUCUGAUAGUGAGGAGAGCAAGGAGCUCCAAGAGCGAUUGGCCCAAAUGAAUAUGCGCUGGGACCGAGUGUGCAGUUUGCUAGAAGACUGGCGUAGCUUACUGCAGGAUGCCUUAAUGCAAUGUCAGGAUUUCCAUGAAAUGAGCCAUGGAUUGCUUCUGUGGUUGGAGAACAUUGACAGGAGAAAAAAUGAAAUAGUUCCUAUUAAUCCAAACCUUGACUCAGAAGUACUUCAGGACCAACACAAGAUGCUUAUGCAAAUCAGACGCGAGUUGCUGGAGUCUCAACUAAAGGUGGCAUCACUGCAAGAUAUGUCCUGCCAACUCUUAGUUAAUGCUGAAGGAAAAGACUUGGAAGCCAAAGAAAAAGUCCAUGUCAUUGGAAAUCGACUUAAACUUCUCUUGAAAGAGGUUAGUCGUCAUAUCAAGGACCUCGAGAAGAUCUUAGAUAUAUCAAGCAGUCAACUGGAUUUAUCCUCUUGGUCUUCUGCUGAUGAACUGGACACCUCGGGAUCUGUGAGUCCUGUGUCAGGAAGAAGCACCCCAAACAGACAGAAAACGCCACGGGGCAAAUGUAGUCUCUCACCGCCUGGACCCUCUGUCAACAAUCCACAUAGCAGGUCCGUAAGAGGUGGCUCCGAUUCCUCCCCUUCUGAGACCCAGCCAGCUCAGUCCUGCCAGGCCUUCCUCCUCCGAGUCCUCAGAGCCGCUUUACCUCUUCAGUUUCUCCUUUUGCUCUUAAUUGGUCUUGCCUGCCUGGUACCAAUGUCUGAGGAGGACUACAGCUGUGCCCUCUCCAAUAAUUUUGCCCGAUCAUUCCACCCCAUGCUCAGAUAUACCAAUGGCCCACCUCCUCUAUGAAUCAGAAGACUAGUAUUCAUGUGUACGUGUACUGUUAGCAGAAGAAUCUGGCAAAAAAAAUUAAUAAUAAAAGGCAAAUAUACACACAGUUACACAAUUUAAAAAAAAAAUAAAAUCCAUCUGAAAAAAGGACCUUUGCCAAAUGGAAUGCACAUAGGGUGGCAGCUUCUUGUAUCUCCUAGAUCUCGUGUGCAGAUCACCACAUUGGCAGUAGGUCGUAAGGAGAGAGAAUCGGAACAGAGCCAGUAUUUUGGAAGAAACCUCAAUUUCCAAACCCAGAACCCUAGCACUAAGAAGACUUUUAAGUAAUAGCUGCCAGUGGCCUGGGAUGUUUGCCACCUGAAUUUUGGCCUUUGGCUGGUUCUGUGGAUAGCCAAGGAUUUUAUUAUACUGUUGGAGUAACUUUCCCAUGUGCUGCUGCCUGGCUCUGUUAGCCAGUCAUCCCAAAGUACCCUAUCAGUAUCAUGGGAUCUACAAAUCAACCAGUGCUUAAGAGAUUUUAGAAUCUUGUACCAUACAAUUUUAAAGAGCUUCAAUAGCUGCUUACUUUUUACCUUGGUUACUUUUUCAGGCAUGAUGUUCUAACUUUUGCUUUGGAUGCACAGGCUGUAAAUCUUAAAAGCACUUUUUAAAAAAGGUUUAAAGAAAACUGGAUGUAAUAAAUAAGAUCAUGGAAGGUUUUAUGAGAAAAAAAACUAUUGAAUGUUAAGUGAAAAAAAGGAAGAUAUUUAUGUAUGUACAGUUUGCUAAAGCCGUUUUGUUUGUAUUGAUUUAUUUGCAUUUAUUAUAGAUACCCUAAAAUAUUUGUCUGUUCUUUUUUAAUGAUAAUAUUGAAAAAUCUAAGUUUCAAGAUUAAGCAGGGGAAAUUAAAAUAUAACCAUAUGUAUCUACA